AUGUUUCAGACGGCGGCAUCACUCUGCGUUCCGCAAACCUUCCAUUCACCGAGUAUCUUUGGGUUGCAGACCGUGUCCAUUCAGGCCAGCGUCGUCAGCAGCAAUGUGACGGUAGACAUUCCACCAGGUGGCAUUGUCGGUCAAGCAGCGACCAAUGUCACCAACCUGUCUUUCUGUAAUGUCAGCGUGGCGACAACACAUCCUGGCUGGGGCGAUCUCAUCAACACGGAGGUCUGGCUGCCGCUUCGAGGAUGGAACGAACGCAUCCAGAUGACGGGCGGCGGAGGCCUUGCCACGGGGCUCAUGGCUCCCAACUUUGCCAUGAUCGGCGCCGUCAAAGACGACUACGUUGCCGUGGGCACAGACGGCGGCCAUGACAGCGAUGACCCGGGCAGUUGGGGUCUGGCCAGUCCGGGCAAUGUCAACCUUUACAAGCUCCUGGACUACUCGACACCCGCAUUGCACGAAGCAAUCGUGAUUGGCAAGGCCAUUACCAAUGACUUCUACGGACGACACGCCUCCUUCUCCUAUUUCGUGGGCUGUUCGACCGGGGGUCGUCAAGGGCUGAUGUAUGCUCAGGACUUUCCACAGGAUUUUGACGGCAUCAUCGCAGCCGCGCCCGGGAUCAACUACAACAGGGCCAUUCUUCAACUCUUCUACCCUCUCAUCCGUCUGAAGGACUACGGUACAAUCCCUGCACCGUGUGAGCUCACGGCUUUGACCGCGGCAGCUGUUGAGGAAUGCGAUCCAAAAGACAACGUUACAGAUGGUAUCAUAUCGGCCCCUGAGCUUUGCACCUUUGACCCCUUUUCAUUGGUGGGACACCGUAUCAACUGCAGCGGCGUCGAGUCUGAAAUCUCCUAUGCCGCCGCAUUUGCAGCCAACGAGACCUGGAGCGUCACAGUCGAAAAUUCGACCACACUUUGGCUAGGCCUGGGCCAUCAGGCGGAUCUAAGUGGCCUCGUCAACACAACCUGCGACAAUUCAGGGCACUGCGUGGGCGUGCCCUUUUCUCCUUUGACACAAUGGUUGACCUAUUUUGUGGAAAAAGACCCGGCCUAUGAUUGGAAUCAAUUUACCGUACAGGACAUGUCGGCCUUCCUCAACGGACCGGACAACAAGCUGUACGACGGCUUUCUGGCCACGAAUAGUCUCAACCUAGCACCCUUUGCCCAGGCAGGCGGGAAAAUGAUCACCUAUCACGGACUCGCGGACCAAUACAUACCCACCAACGUCUCGCGCAUCUAUUACGAUAAUCUCCUGGAACUGGAUCCGGACGCUGCUCACUACUACCGGUAUUAUCAAGUACCUGGCGUCGGGCAUUGUUCAGGCGGGGCGGGACCUGUGCCGAUCGAUACCAUCGACAAGCUGGUCAAUUGGGUUGAGCAUGGUGUCGCACCAGACGUGCUGGAAGGUCAAAGCUCUCCAAACGCCCAAGGCCUGGUUUAUAAUAGGCCGAUCUGUGUAUAUCCAGGCAGAGCGGUAUACAAAGGUCAGGGUGAUGUGACACAAGCUGGCAAUUGGGAAUGCAAGUGA
This is a messenger RNA of Exophiala xenobiotica, 1536 nucleotides long. RefSeq lists its product as uncharacterized. Lineage: Eukaryota; Fungi; Ascomycota; Eurotiomycetes; Chaetothyriales; Herpotrichiellaceae. The transcript has a single exon. The record is from RefSeq and is a predicted model, not a curated record. Bases 1 to 1536 code for a protein of 511 amino acids.